AUGUCCUCGAGCAUCAACAACACCGACCUCACUUCAUCUACCCCUCCACAACCACUCAUCAUGAGCAUGUUCGGCGCCCUAAACCGCUUCAUCUCGCGGCUCGAUGCUGCGCCCAUCGAGGAACAGCAGUCUGCCGUCAAUGGAGCGUUUGGCUUCCAGGUUCUGAGGAACACGAAUCAAGAAGUGCCGCUGGAGCCGUGGUUUGACUUCAUUAUUGGUAUUAAUGGGCGCACGAUUACGGUGAGCUUGGGGGUCUUCAGCGCGAAGGGCCAGAAGAUUCGCGAGGUCUACAUCUCCGUUCCUUCCACAAACCCGACCCUAGGCAUCUCUCUCCAAUGGUCCCCUCUCGCCCUCGCCGAAGAUGUAUGGCACAUCCUCGAUGUGGCACCAAACUCUCCCGCCGAUGUAGCCGGCCUGCUCCCAUACGGCGACUACGUCAUCGGCAGCCCCGAAGGACUUGUCCGCGGUGAAUCCGGCCUCGGUGAACUUGUUGAGGACUUCCUCAACCGGCCUCUGCGACUGAUCGUGUACAACCACGAGUACGACGUCACACGUCCUGUCACGAUCACGCCGAGUCGUGGCUGGGGCGGCGAAGGGGCGCUGGGAUGUGUAUUGGGCUUCGGCGCAUUGCACCGUAUUCCACCGUCUCUGGAGGAGCCGCCACAAGCACCUGGCGAAACGCUCUUCUCAUCCGACACCGCGCCGACGUCCUUCGACGAGAAGCGGGCGCUCUCGGACAUGUCUGGAAAUCCCGUGGUAGCAGGUGCGCCAACGGAACUCUUCGUCCCAGCAAACAUGGCGCUGCCGAGUAAGUCCCCGCCUCCACCUCAAGGCAAUGCGCCACCCAGGAAGAAGGGCAGAGCGCACCAUGUCGUUAGUCCAGCCGGUGGUGGUGGUGGACUAGACGACUACUUCAAGGAAGGCGAGGAGAAGAGUCUAGCAGAGGACAACGCGCCCAAAGCGAAGACCGGCGGCGUCCCUCCUCCUCCGAAAGCUGGCGGACCACCUAGAGGAGGCCCGCCAUCCAACAGUGCUACACCUGUACAAGACGAUGCGCCUGCAGAGACAGCAUGA
Molecule: messenger RNA, 1074 nt
Organism: Parastagonospora nodorum SN15
Lineage: Eukaryota; Fungi; Ascomycota; Dothideomycetes; Pleosporales; Phaeosphaeriaceae
Exons: 3
Coding region: 1-1074 (357 amino acids)
Biological process (GO): Golgi organization
Cellular component (GO): Golgi apparatus
Molecular function (GO): protein binding
Source: RefSeq, a predicted model, not a curated record